AUGGCAUACCUGAGAUUGGACAAAGGUUUGAGCCAAGCGGUCAGGAGCAACGUGCCUUCAUGCGUGCUAACUGUCGCAGACAACAACUUUGACUCGGACUGGAAGCAUGAAAUGAAGCGUGUCAGCGAGGGAUUGGCAGACCUGGAAUAUUGCGCAAAAAUGGAGAAAGAAGUCCCCGUGACUGCCCAGUAUCUGCUUGACCAUGGGGUAAAACUCAACCAUCAUGACGAGAAGAAUGUGCUCCUGGAGUUCAAUACCAAUCAACACUUCGUGUUCCCCGAGGGUGGUGGUCAUGCAAUUAUCAAUGCCCUCUUCGACCAUAUCCGCAAGUUCGAUGGUGUUACAAUCAUGUGGGAGACGCAAGCAGAACAGUUGCUGACCCACGAUGACGGGUCUGUUUGCGGCGUCAAAGUUCGAAAGGCUGAUGGACACAUGACAAAAGUCCACGGUAAGAAAGUCAUGUUGGCUUGCGGCGGGUUCGAGGGAAACCGUGAAAUGUUAGCCAAAUAUGUCGGACCGAGAACAGAACACCUCGAGCUUAUCGCACCGGGCCUCAAGUACAACACCGGCUUCGGUUUGAGGAUGGGGUUGGAAGUUGGUGCUGCUGUUGCAGGUUCCAUGAGCGGCAUGCACUGCGAAUUGGUCGACACCCGAGCCAAGAAGCCCGAUGCUGUGAUCUGGGGCCACAAUUAUGGUAUCGUUGUGAACGAGAACUGCAAGCGUUUCUAUGACGAAGGCAAACGACACCUCUUUGCGACGUUCGAGAUGAUUGCCCUUGAGACCUGGAGAGACCAUAACCAGAAAUCAUACUUCAUCACUGACAGUCCGAUCAUGGACCGCUUCCGCCCAGGCUGGGUCUAUGACACCACUGACCAAGAGCCCGAGAAAAGUGAAACCAUCGAAGGGUUGGCCGAAAAGCUCGGACUGGAUCCGAAAGAGCUGAAAAAGACAGUGGAUGAGUAUAACGCGGCCAUCAACGACAAGGAGUUCAACCUGAUGGCACUUGAUGGUAAGAGGACACACGGUCUCAAUCCCGACAAGACCAACUGGGCCAACCCUAUCACCAAACCCCCUUACUACGGAUAUCCAAUGAAAGCACAACUUACCUUCACCUAUGGUGGACUCAAGUGUGACCUUGACUCGAGGGUGCUUUCGACGACUGGGGUUCCAAUUCCAGGCCUGUACUGUGCUGGGGAAUUGAGCGGCUUGUUCUACAACGAGGUGAGUCCAUUCUUUCGACGUCAAAGCCUUGAUGCUGAUCCAGAGAUCCAGUAUCCGCCCGCAACGAGUGUUCUCCGCUCGCUCACUUUUGGCCGGAUUGCUGGUCGCGAUGCUGCUCAGGCUCUGUAA
Molecule: messenger RNA, 1350 nt
Organism: Fonsecaea pedrosoi CBS 271.37
Lineage: Eukaryota; Fungi; Ascomycota; Eurotiomycetes; Chaetothyriales; Herpotrichiellaceae
Exons: 18
Coding region: 1-1350 (449 amino acids)
Source: RefSeq, a predicted model, not a curated record